Messenger RNA from Saccostrea cuccullata (small rock oyster), 875 nucleotides. RefSeq lists its product as uncharacterized. Bases 209 to 685 code for a protein of 158 amino acids. The transcript is spliced from 2 exons. The record is from RefSeq and is a predicted model, not a curated record. NCBI's taxonomy places the organism in Eukaryota, Metazoa, Mollusca, Bivalvia, Ostreida, Ostreidae.
UCUAUGUGAUUUAUCUCCAAAUAAUUUUAUUAACACGACAUCCUUUGAAGUUGUUCAACCAUCCUAUGGCUAUAGAAAUACAAAUGAAAUUUGCGGCCAAAAUGUAAAAACCACAAUUUAUGUAGAACAAGAACAACAAGUAACAAUAGAUACUUCCCUUGUGAGAUUGACAGGCCGUAUCCCUGAACGCGGGUUAUUUUCAGAAUUGAUGGCAAAUGAGCUACAAGAUGUUGGAUUUAGUUUGAAAAAUAUUCCAGAAUACUCAACAGGCAAUACACGUGAUUAUCUCAAAGAACAAACUAAACGUACAAACCUUUGUAUUAAAUGUGGCGCAAGAAGUGGGCUAACGAAAGGUACCUUAUGUGUUAGCGGAAUGGCUGCUAGGUGUCGCGAUGUACGCCUAAACCUAACAAACCCGCCAACACAGAACACAUGCCUCUAUCUGUCACAACUAGAAAUAUUUGGAAUACCACAAAAACCUUUUGCAGUUUCGGGAGACUCUGGAGCUCUUGUUUUUCAGGUAGAUCCUCGAAAUAGUGCAGAAGAAGACGAUCAAUUAUAUUGUAUUGGAAUGAUAGUUGGUGGAACUUCUUAUUAUUCAACCGUUGUCAUACCCAUUGAACCAAUUCUAAAAGUAUUUAAUGUAAAGAUGCAAACGUUCCCAGUAGAACCGAUGGAAUCGUGAAUCAAUAAAUGUCCAGUUGAAAUAGUAGAAUCCUCAAGCAAUAAAAUCGGUGCAUGGGUUAGAAUCGAAAAGAAAGUUCCUUCUCAUGGUAAAGAGAAUUUUCAUUUAAAAAUGCAAAUCGAUUUUCAGUGGCCAUUCAGUUUUUGAAUGGAAGGUGCAUGUUAUUGUUUUAUAUCAGUUCACUUUUUGC